This is a messenger RNA of Telopea speciosissima, 3212 nucleotides long. Its product is annotated as death-inducer obliterator 1-like. Gene Ontology annotation, cellular component: nucleus. The transcript is spliced from 4 exons. The coding region runs from base 9 to 3074 and encodes 1021 amino acids. The record is from RefSeq and is a predicted model, not a curated record. Gene Ontology annotation, biological process: DNA-templated transcription. Lineage: Eukaryota; Viridiplantae; Streptophyta; Magnoliopsida; Proteales; Proteaceae.
CUGUAUAGAUGGAAUCUGUGUCCAGUAAAGCAGGAUUACAGCAAUUGUCAGUACCAAAUAAUCGAAGUGUACAGAUGGAAUCCCAGUCUAGUAAACCAGGGUCACAGCAAUUGGGAUUGUCAAAAAAGCGAACUGCACAAAUGGAACCAUCUACGAAGAGCCAAACAGAGUCCUUUGAAUCGGUCAGGUCUAAGCUGAGAGAAUCAUUAGCUGCUUCAUUGGCAAUGGUUUCUCAGCAACAAAGCAAGGUAGCAACUGUGGGGAAAAAUUCUGAGAGUGAGACUGCAAGUGCUCCAAAGCAGCUUCAUGAGAUCCCUCAACUGGCUGAAGUUGCUCCUGCAAAUGUAGAUGUUGCUUCAUCUUGUUCACCUGAAGGGCAUCCGGAGACCUUGUCCUCCAAGGAUCAUCAGUCUGUUCAAAAGCAUACCGAUAACCAAAGUUGUUCUCAUGAGUCUUUCUAUGGUGAUAAUAUAGAAGAUGCUUCUAAGACCUGGAACUUUGAUGGGCAAGAAUUCCAAUUGAAGCAUAUUGUUCCAGAAGAAGAUAUUUCAUUCAGUAACAGCUUCCUAAUUAAAGAUGAGCUUUUGCAGGGAAAUGGACUUUGCUGGGCAACAGAUCUUACUGCAGAGCCUUCUGAAACAAUGGAAGGUCAUUCAGCCAAAAGACCCAAAUUGGUAGAUGAAGAAGUAUGCGUACAUAGCAGUGAGUUGAAGCCGCUUUCUCCAGAAACUUUGGCAUUUAAAAUUGAAGCUGAACUCUUCAAAUUAUAUGGAGGUGUCAAUAAGAAGUACAAGGAGAAGGGAAGGUCUCUUUUAUUCAAUUUGAAAGAUCGUAGUAACCCAGAACUAAGAGAAAGAGUUAUAUCUGGAGAAAUUUCCCCUGAACGUCUCUGUUCUAUGACUGCUGAGGAACUUGCUUCAGAGGAGCUCUCUCAGUGGAGAUUGGCCAAAGCAGAGGAGCUUGCACACAUGGUAGUUUUGCCAGAUUCAGAAGUUGAUAUCAGACGUUUGGUUAAAAAAACACACAAAGGCGAGUUUCAAGUAGAAGUUGAACAUGAUGAUAGUGUUUCAGUGGAGGUUUCUGUAGGAGCAAGUUCACUUACUCAAACUAAAUCCAAAACUGAUGAGGAAGUUGCUCAACUUCAAUCUAAAGCUGUCAAAACUGAAACAUCUGAAGCAGCUGGUGUACAUGACAAGAAUAUCUCUGAAGACCAUAAUCUCCAAAGUGGCCUAACUACCCUUUCACAUGAUGGGACUGAUCCAAUGCAAGGGCUUAUGAUGGAAGAGUUGAAAGAUGCAGAAUUUCUUCCUCCAAUAGUCUCUUUAGACGAGUUCAUGGAGUCUCUUGACUCAGAGCCACCCUUUGAAAACUUACCCGUGGAUGCUGCACAGGCUACACCUACCUCAGAUGAGAAGAUUGCCUCUGAUGUUGACUCCAAGCUGGAUUCCUCAAAUAUUGGUUCAGUAGAUCCCGUAGAUACUUCCCUGAAUAAACUUGAUAAAAAUGAGGUCAAGUACACAAGGACCAACAGUAAUAUAAAGUCAAAUGAUGCUAAAAAAGAGGCCAAAUACACAAGGACUGGUAGUAGCAUAAAAUCUACUAACAUUCUUGCGAUCUCAAAAACUUAUCCUGGUGGUGAUACAUUAAAGGUUGAAUAUGUAUGGGAAGGUGUACUUCAGUUGAAUUCAGCCACAGUGACAGUCAGUGGCAUUUUUAGGAGUGGUGAAAAAACGUCUACAAAGGAGUGGCCUAGUCUUCUUGAGAUUAAAGGAAGAGUUAGACUUGAUGCAUUUGAGAAGUUCCUCCAAGAGCUUCGUAUGUCCCGAAGUCGUGCAAUCAUGGUUGUUCAAUUUUGCUGGAAGGAGGGGUCCCCAGAUAGUGGGUGCAUGAGCCUUAGCGAGGUGGCGGAUUCGUAUGUUGUGGAUGAGAGAGUAGGGUUUGCUGAGCCUGUUCCUGGUGUAGAACUCUAUUUCUGCCCACCUCACUUGAGUAUCGUCGAAAUGCUUGGAAAGCACCUAUCGAAGGACCAUACGGAAACACUUAAUUCUGCAGAUAAUGGCCUCAUUGGCGUUGUUGUAUGGAGAAAGGCUUUUGAAACUUCCACAAUUUCACCCAACUCUUCCUCGCACCAUAAACACAACUUGAAAAAGCAACAAUCUUUAAGGAGGCACCAAGUGAAGGAUACUAAUGUCAAUGUAACGUCUAAACCACCAGCACCUCUGGGUGCUCCUCCCACCAAUCCCAACCCACCACCCGAUGAAGAACCCAUUGACGAUGUUCCACCUGGAUUUGGGCCAGCAGCUGCCAAGGAUGAGGAUGACUUACCAGAAUUUGACUUUGUUAACCCCCCAAAUCCUCCAGUGUUGCAGUUUCCUGGCUCAAAUCCCUCUCAAGGGCUGGGUAUGAGUAUGACUCCUUCGCAUACACCUGCUCGACUACAAUCAUUUCAUCCGGUCGAGCAAAUGAGAGAUCUAGUAUCCAAGUAUGGGCAAGGCUUAAAGAUUCCAAGUGCAGUGAAUUGGCAGCAAAGUAGAGGAAUUGGGGUUGAGGUUCAUCCCUGGAAUGAUGAUGAUGACAUCCCAGAGUGGCAGCCGCAACCCCCCACACACCACCUACCUCCCCCUCCCCCUCCCCCACCUUUGUUGCAUGGCUUUCAGCAGCCAACUCAACACACCUUGAACCCACAGCAUUUGGUUUCAAUGUCAUCUCAGCAGCUGCUGCCGCGACACCCAUCUCAGCCGUUAGGGCCUUCAGUACCCCAACAACAUCCAAUGCAAAUACCAAUGCCAUUGCCAUUGCAGCCACCUCAACCCCCAAUGAAUAUGACGCAAGUGCAAAUGCAAGGCCAUCAAACUGGAGCCCCUGCUUGGCAGCAGCAAGGUUCAUGGUGGACACAUCCCCCUACUUCACAUGCACAUGGCCUUCCUGUCCAGCCAAGUGGGUCAAUGCAACCAUGUCAUUAUGGUGACCAGCCCAACGAAGGGCAGUUUUACAGGACCCCACCGGGCUUUGGAGCCAUGCAACACAACAUGGAAAGGAGACGAGAUACAUCUAGGAAUAGUAGAGGGUUUUGAUUCCACUUGAUGUAAAUCCCAGCUUUUGAGCAUCACAAGAUGUGUAGUUCUGUAAUUUAGUAGAUAAUGUGCCUUGUAAUGUAUCUUUAGUUUUUAGGUUCUGAAAAGAAGAACCAAUACAAGGUCCUUUUCUUUGUU